Lymnaea stagnalis (great pond snail) is the source of this 6197-nucleotide messenger RNA. Lineage: Eukaryota; Metazoa; Mollusca; Gastropoda; Lymnaeidae. The record is from the annotation of a GenBank genome assembly.
CCCCUCCUCUCCCCUGAAAACGUUUCAAAGUUUUAGAGCAGUGCAGAUAUUUCCGCUAGGUUACACGGAUUUUUUGUUUCUUAUCCAAGUGCUUCGUUCAUAGCUGGUUUACAACUUUACAAACAUUAAAGAAAAACAAAAAAAUAUAAGAUUAAGGCCUGUUAGUGCAAGUAUUUUUUAUUAAAUAUAAUUUCAAUUUUUUGUUUUCCUUUCUAAACUUCACUUCACUAUAUACAUAUAAAUUAUUAUUUAAAAAUAUUUUUUUUUUCUUGUGAUCAUUUACCAAUACUUGGGAGAUAAAUUGCGAAUUAUUAGUUUGAUUUGAGUAUAUUCCCGAAAAAGAAAUAUCUUGUGGCAGUUUACAUGUUAUAUAUUUUUGAUAAUUUAAAGAUGAUCUUUUCAAACCUGGGAGUGUGAUUGUAACUAUUAUGCCGUAAAGGAUUGCAGAUUUAUUUAUUUUAAAUAUAAAAUAAUAGUUAUUUUUUUUUUAUAUAUUUUAAAAUAUAUAUAUAUAUAUAUAUAUAUAUAUAUAUAUAUAUAUAUAUAUAUCUCAUGCCGUGGAUUCGAUUGGUUUUAAUUAGCUGUUGCAAUCCGUUCCAUUACUUCUGUGACGAACCUUUUUGAAGGAAAAAAAACCAAAUAAUUGAAAUACAAGUUAAAUUAAAAUUAAUAAAAACUCAAUAAUGUGCACAUUAAAAUAGGUUGUGUGUGUGUGUGUGUGUGAUUGUGUGUGUGAUUGUGUUGUUAGGGUCGGUGUAGGUUUUGGGGUGAAGCGGCAGGGCGCAUCGCUGUACGUUAUUUACUUUGAAGUGUCCUGCUUCCAAGCAUGCCAUGCUUUACGUUGCAGCCUUGCCCUUCCUCUAGGAUAGAAACACAAUAUAUUUCAUCAAUUAAAAAUUAUGAAAUGAAUCAAUAUUUAGGAGAAAAAAAAGAGGGACAUAUUUAUAGUUUCUUUGUUCAUACUCAAAGCAACAUUUAAAAAAAAAUAAUAAUUUGAAAAAAAAAAGACAAAUUGUUAAGAGACGAACUCGCUAUGCCAUCAAUAAAAAUAAAAGAUUACAAAAAGAUAUGUUGGUUUUGAAUGAAUAAAGUUGUUAUGUUUAUUUGAUUUUUUUUUAUCAUUUCACUCAUUAGAAGACGCAACUGUCUCUUUUAUAGCAUUCGCCCCAAUCUAAAAAUGGGUUCAUGUCUCGGGGGAAGCCUCUUGAGACUCGUUGGUAUCGGAAACCUGAUCAUCUUUAAUUUAGUUGCCGCUGUUCCACGAAACUCGACCUUGCUGUCGUGCACCCGAGGAGUGGACAAGACCGACUUUUUGAUCCAGUGCACCGGCUCUACCCCCUACAUCAAUAUCAGAAACAUCUUCUAUGGAGCCUUACACAUAACAAGGUAACAUUUUUUUUUCUCGACAAUACAAAUUAUUAAUGCUACUUUACAAAAUAGAUAUUUUAAAAUAUAUAUAUUUUUUAAAAUGUAUUUUGUAUUAAUAUUACAAUUUUUUUUUCCUCGGAAUUCACAAAGGUCGUGAAAUGAAAUGGUUGUGUCUAAGACUACAGGUUACCUAAACAAAAUUCACCAACCUCUGAGUAGGUUGAAUCUUUCAUGAGUUCCAUUGAUGCACUGUAAAUAUCUAUGACCAACAGAUUGGGGCUAUAAGGCUUGGUUAUAACAAGGUUUAUAAAAUAUUUAGUUCGUAAGAAGAAAUGUCAAAUCGGCUGAAUUUUUUCAGUUUUAUUAUUUCAAUUUUUUAUCAUUAUUAAUUAUUUUUUUUUUUUUUUUUGGUGAAUGCUCUUUUUUUUAAGCACUCAUAUAUUUAGAAUUAAACAAAAACACAGGAAAUGUACAGACAAAUUAGAAAGAUCAUUUAGGAUCUUUGAAAAGCUGACACCAAGCUCUUUCUAUUGUUUAACGAUUGUGUGCUUAUUCAGUGUAUUUAAACAUUUGAGCCUGGCAAACCUAUCUAAUCUCUCCAAUCUACUUUUAACAAAUGCAGGUCCUCUCUAUCGGUACAAAAUAUAGAAAGGAACAAAAAUUGUGAAAAUAGAAUAAAAGUCAUUUCAAAAAUUGUGCUCGGUGCUUGCUGGAAAGCACCGCGGAUAUCAAUCAAGCACCGUUGAUGGUGUUAUCAAUCAAUCAAUCAAUCAAUAAAUCACACGGUCUAAGACUAUUUUCAACAAAAUAUGAACGUGAUUAAAAAUGCAAUUUAAAGAAAAAAAGGACUUUUUAAAUUUAUAAUGUUAGUACAAGUACCUUCGCAGAUCAAACAAUGUAUUUUAUUUGCGCAAAAACAGAGCGUUGGAUAUUGCAAGCUUUCCAUAUUUAAGUCUAAUAGCAUUUCUUGUUCUUUUGAAUCCAAAGGUUAGGGACUUUGUGUUCCUUAGAGCAAGUCCCAUUGAUAAGAUCAUGCAUCAUUUAUCAGAUUAUCUAGGCCAGAUUUGUAUUUGCUUCUGUCAGAUUUUUAAGUUUGCCAGUAAGGCAAACUAGCGAUCAUAUUUGGCGAACUUUGACAUGCUCUUUUUGAUGACCCAACACUCUCCAUAUGUGACAUGAGUACACGCGCAGACACUCUGAAUCCCUAGCAUGUCGAUUUGGAAAAAAAAUAAAGAAAUAAAUCGUACCAAAAAAUGCCAUGAAAAGGUAAACCGCGGUGGUAGUUGAUGACAAAAUAAAUCAUGUUCACGUGUAGAGUUCUAAUCAACAAACAUUCUAAUCAACAAACAUUCAAAUCAACAAACAUUCUAAUCAACAAACAUUCUAAUCAACAAACAUUCAAAUCAACAAACAUUCUAAUCAACAAACAUUCUAAUCAACAAAAAUUCUAAUCAACAAACAUUCUAAUCAACAAAUGUACAAUACUUAAGGGUGUGUUCUCCUUUGAUGUCUCUCUCUCUGGCAUUCUUGUGUUUCGAGAAAUGUAAAUAAGUCGCACUAUGUAAAUGUGUCGUGCGGUGUAAAUGUGUCGCACCAUGUAAAUGUGUCAUGCGAUGUAAACGUGUCGCACGAUGUAAAUGUGUUGUGCGGUGUAAAUGUGUCGCACGAUGUAAAUGUGUCGUGCGGUGUAAAUGUUUCGCACGAUGUAAAUGUGUCGCGCGAUGUAAAUGUGUCAAACGAUGUAAAUGUGUCGCAUGGUGUAUAUGUGUCGAACGAUGUAAAUGUGUCGCGCGACGAUGUAAAUGUGUCGCACGAUGUAAAUGUGUCGCGCGGUGUAAAUGUAUUGCACGAUGUAAAUGUGUCUCGCGAUGUAAAUGUGUCAAACGAUGUUAAUUUUUCGCGCUGUGUAAAUGUGUCAAACGAUGUAAAUAUGUCGCGCGAUGUUAAUAAAUCGCACGAUGUAAAUGUGUCGCACGAUGUAAAUGUGUCACGUGGUGUAAAUGUAUCGCACGAUGUAAAUGUGUCACGUGGUGUAAAUGUAUCGCACGAUGUAAAUGUGUCACGCGGUGUAAAUGUGUCACGCGAUGUAAAUGUGUCGCGCGAUGUAAAUGUGUCGCACGGACGGGGAAAAAAUGCGAUUUCAUGAGUAAAGCAAAUUUUUUUAAGACUUAAAAAAAAACAGAAAACCUAGCUGGAAAUGAAUUAAGAUACGUUAUGGACCACAUGGUUCAAAUGUUGUACUAAAUUGAAAUCAAAACUUUACUACCAAGAUUGUGUGACGAGAUGGGGGUCAAAAUCUAAAAAAAAAAAAAAAAAAAAAAUAUUGAUAGUACACUGAAAAAAUGUUUGGCUCUGAAUAGGUCACGUGACUGUUCAGGAACUAAAAGAAAUGAUGUCUCAUUUUGUGAAAGAGAACGAAUCAAACUGAAUUUUAGGAUCUGUUGAAAACGUACUUGUUUGUAAAAAGUUGAAACAACGGUGUAAGUAAAGUUAGAUUCUUACUGCAAAGAAAGAAUCUGGACAUUUUGCGAAAAAUGUCGCCCAUUCCGAUAAACAAAAAACAAAAAAAAGGUAUUUUUCCACCCCCAGCCGGAGUUCCCCUCCCCCUCCCAAUCUUUUCGGAGAUCCUCCUUCCGACCCUUCCUUAUCUAAUGAUCGACAAAUCUUGAGCAUUCUGGGAUAUUUGAACAUUUAAAACAAAUUAAAACUGAAAUGCAAAAAAAAAUAUUUUUUUUAAAAUGAUAAAAUGAAAGAGAUAGAUCGAAUGCGCCCGAUGGAAAGCAUGAUAUUGAUCUGGAAAUGAAAAUGAAAGUAGCAAAUUUGAAAAUGUAAUCCGUGACAGCCCAGUUAGAGCUAAAAUUUGUUAUGAGCGUCAUAAUUUUGGAACAUUUGACAGUUUGGAAUAUUUGACAAAUAGGAAUAUUUGGCAGUUUGGAAUAUUUGACAAAUAGGAACAUUUGACAUUUUGGACCAUUUGACAUUGCUUCUAACAUAAAGGCAAAGUUCACCGUAAUUCUCCCACGCUAACAUCCAAGACUGUGAUAAGUUCAGAUGUCGAAUUCUGUCAACCAACAAAUGAACUUUUCACAUAGUGAACUGAACAAACAAAUGAUCAGAAUCUGUUAACUGAUCAAUGAAAGGGGGUUGAUUUGUUGUAAAAGUUCAUUUAUAAUGUUCAUUUAACUGUAAUGCGUCUAUUAUAAUAAAGAACUUUUAUGAUCCUCCUCCACUACCACUCUGUACUUUUUGCCCACCCGUCUGCAUGUCUGUAUAUAUGUCUGUCUAUCUGUCUGUCUGUCAGCAUUUGAAUACAUAUUAUAUAAACCAUCCAUCAAUAUUGCAACACUUGUAAUUUAUUCUUCUAAAUUUAAUAACGAUACAUUUUUAAUAACGAAACAAUUCGAAAUUUCAAAUUUGUCUUCUUUUUUUUUUUUCAGCCCUUGCAACGGAGAAGCGUCCUAUGACUCCUGCUGCGGCAGGGGCGUCGCUAUACCAGAAUGCGUCUUUCAUUCCAACACGGACCUCAGUACGAUUUCCGACCGGUGCGUCGUCAACCAAUGCGAGGUGGGGCCCGGCUCCAGCAUACGAACCUACGGACGCUGUGACCCGGAGAACUACCCGCAGCUGACGUCAUUCAUGUUCGUGGAAUACGAAUGCACCGCCGCACGGCAAACCACACCGCGCGCCCCUGCAACGGCGCGAUGGGACACCCCGACCCCGUGGGUCCUCCCGACAACGACGGAGUACCGCACGAAGCUGACCCCGGGAGGCCAGGCCGGAGUCAUCGUCUUCAUCAUGCUGGUCAUCAUCGGGAUAGCUGCUGGCAUCACCGUCUACAAGCGGUGGAAGUACGGCGCCCCCGAGGACAAGUGGAAGUUCUUCAGCAACCCCCCACACCUGUCGGCGUCCCAGCAGGACAUUCCCAAAGUGAUCCCCUGGGUGUCGGGAGAGGCCAGGGAGCAGAUUUACAAAACUUAUAAUGAUUUCAUUAACCACAACGACCGGAAACAGAUCAAGCGGCAAAUGAUCAAUGCUAAUUCUUUUGAGACUUUUAUAGUUUAAUCGAGCAUUAGAUAUUCGAUGGUUAACACUAAAGCAUUGUAUAGCCCCUAGAUCUUAGAAAAAAAAGGAUUACUAGAACCUAGAUCCUAAACAGUAUCACUUCACUUUAGAUGUUAGAAAAAGUAUCACUAGAACCUAGAUGUUAGAAAAAGUGUAAUUAAAACCUAGAUGUUAGAAAAAGAAAAAGUAUCAUUACAACCUAGAUCUUAGAAGAAGUAUCACUACACCUUAGAACGAUGUAUCACUACAAACUAGAUGUAUCACUACAAUCUAGAUCCUAGAAAGGGUAUCACUGCAACCCAGAUCUUCGGAAAAGCAGUGCUUUAUUAAAAGUCUGUAAAAUCUCCUUGUAGUUCAGAUCUAUGGUAAGCCCAUGCGCUGAUGUCAAACCAAAAAAAAAAAAAAGCUACCAAGUUUAACCGAUGUUGCAUGCAGAAGCGUAGCGUGGUGGGGGCAGGGGGGCAGAUGUCCCCGGGCGCCAGCUAGUUAGGGGCGCCAAAAUGUGCUUUGAUAUUAUUUUAUUGAUGAAAAUAAUGGGUUUGAGAGUUGAAAAAAACGAAAAAGGGGCGCUAAAAAUGGAUCUUGUCCCUGGGCGCGAAUCUUGUCCCCGGGCGCCAAACACCCUCGCUACGCCACUGGUUGUGUGUAUUAACAAAACUCAACUAUAUACUGGGAUCAACUACAACCUGAUGAACUUGCGAUGUACUAAUAGAGUGUGUGGUCUUAUUUUUGUAAAUAUGUACACAUUUUAAAAACUUGAAUUGAUG